AUGUACGGCAUCAUCAACUCGAUCCUCGCCAUUCCCGGUAUAUACGGCUACGCUGUCAUCAUCUUCAGCCACGAGGACUUCUCCGAAUUCAUGCCGGCGCUGUCCAAGCUCGUCAUCUUCUCGUGCUUCAUACAUCAAGUCGUGUUUGCACUGCUGAGCUCGCUGCCCUUCGCCAUCGGACAGGUGCAGGACGCCGGUCUCAUCUUCUUAGGCGUCAUGGCCACCUCCAUCUGCAACUCGCUGGGCGAGGAGGUGUCUCCAGCGGCCAAAGUGACGACUUCGAUUGUUACCAUUGGCAUUGCAACCGCGCUGCUGGGUGUCAGUCUUGUGAUCAUGGGCCGCCUGAGGCUGGCAGUCUUUGCGUCUUACCUACCGAUCCCCGUCAUCGGGGGCUACCUGGCGUUCAUCGGUGUGUUCUGGUUCUACGCUGGGUUUGCGUUGUGCACGGGUCUUGCGGUUAACGGUCUCGAGUCAAUGAUCAGAGUUUUCUACGACACGCACAACCUACUGCUGUGUAUACCUGGCUUCCUGGGCGGCAUAUUCUUCCUUGUGGUAUCCCAACGUUACGACAAUUCCUUCAUCCUAUCUGGGGCGAUUAUGGCCAUGCCAGUGAUGUUCUUCUUCAUUGUGUUGGUAAGCGGUAUUUCGCUGGAGGAAGCGCGCGACGGAGGGUGGAUCGACUCCGCACAGGAACCCGCUACCGUCACGGAUCUUCUUAACCUCGUGGACUUCUCUCAGGUGCGUUGGGAUCAGCUACCAAAGCAGUGGGGAACGUGGCUCGGCAUGGUAUUCAUCGUGGCAAUUGGGUCUUGCUUGGAUGUUGCGGCUAUCGAGAUCGAAAUGGGCACGAAACUCGACUUCAACCAUGAACUCAAGACUGUCGGCUGGUCGAACGUUAUAAGUGGUCUGCUUGGUGGAUACACGGGCUCUUACAUCUUCUCCCAGACCAUUUUUACUUGCCGAUCUAAGACAAACUCACGGAUUGUAGGCAUUUGUGUCGCCCUGGCUGAGCUAGCGGUCGUCAUCGCCCCCGUUUCCGUCAUGAGCUACUUGCCUCGCUUCUUCUUCGCGGCCACGGUUGUGUUCAUCGCAAUUGAUCUAAUGAUCGAGUGGCUCGUGCUCACGUACUGGAAGAUGCCUCUGCGUGAGUACGCUGUGCUAUGGCUGACAUUCAUCGCCGUUAACUUUGUGUCGCUCGAUGUGGGCAUGCUUAUUGGCCUGGGUAUCGCGAUCCUUAAUUUCCUGCUGGACUUCGUGCGUCUACCCGUUGUAGUUCGCAAGCAAUGUUCGUCCGGUACUAUGCGUACUGCUGCAGAGCGAAGUUAUCUGGACCAGCAGCGAGAUACAAUCGCGUGCUUCGAGUUGAGUGGCCUGCUCUUCUUCGGGUCCUCGGUGCAAAUUCUCAACAGUAUUCAGAAGGCCGUCUACAUUCGCAAAGUGCAACACAGUACAAGUAAUGUCGAUGGAGAUAUAGUUGGUGACCCGGAUGCGCUGCUAGAACUGGAGGCAAAUCAAGCACUUUGCACACAAUGCUUGGACGGAAGCCCCACUCCUCAUUCGGAUGCAGCGCCAACCGACUUCGUUGUCAUGGACUUCAGUGGAGUAUCAGGCAUGGACGCCACUGUCGCGCGCAGUGCAUUCUUGAUUCUGCAAAAGUACUGCACCAAUUACGGCAUCACAGUUCUCUAUGCUGCAACUCUCCCCACAAUCACCAAGUUGCUGCUCCAGAAUGACGUCGUGGACAAGGAAAGACUCUUCACCAGCCGAGAAUCAGCGCUCGAGUUCUGUGAGAAUCAACUGCUGAUUUCUGCCAGCUUCGCCGUUAAAGUGACCACUUUGUCUCCAGUGGCUGCGACUCAUGAUCCAUAA
Phytophthora sojae is the source of this 1869-nucleotide messenger RNA. RefSeq lists its product as hypothetical. The coding region runs from base 1 to 1869 and encodes 622 amino acids. The record is from RefSeq and is a predicted model, not a curated record. Lineage: Eukaryota; Oomycota; Peronosporomycetes; Peronosporales; Peronosporaceae. Gene Ontology annotation, cellular component: membrane. The transcript has a single exon.